GAUGACAGCCAUUCUGCUUUUAUUUUAAAAACUGUCAGUGUCGCGGCCAUUUGUUCAAACUGUUCGGUUUCUAACUUCACACUCCAUCAGAUGUGUAACAGCGAGGAUGCACAUUCAAUCUACUUCAACGCUUUUGUAAAUAAACUAACCAACCGGAACAUAGGCAACAAUGGAGAACAUGUGCACUGUGCAGGUGAAACUGGAGCUGGGACACAGAGCCCAGUUAAGAAAGAAAGUCACUACCGAGGGCUUCACGCAUGACUGGAUGGUGUUCGUUCGAGGCCCUGAGGCGUGUGACAUCCAGCACUUUGUGGAGAGAGUUGUCUUCCACUUACACGACAGCUUCCCAAAACCCAAGAGAGUUUGUAAAGAACCCCCAUAUAAAGUUGAAGAGUCAGGCUAUGCUGGUUUUCUCAUGCCUAUAGAGGUCUAUUUCAAAAACAAGGAGGAGCCUAAAAAGGUGUGCUUUAAUUAUGACCUUUUCUUGAACCUGGAGGGCAACCCACCUGUCAACCACCUGCGCUGUGAGAAGCUCACAUUUAACAACCCCACACACGAGUUCAGACGCAAGCUGGUCAAGGCCGGUGGGGUUGUAGUUAUUUCUGAGGGACCGGAGAUGAUGCCAAGGCCUAGUCCAGAUUAUCCAAUACUGCCUACUAUUCCACUCUCUGCCUUCUCAGACCCCAAGAAGAUCAAGUCCUCUCAUCCAAUAAAGGAGUCAAGUAAAGAUGGAGGAAGUGGGAGCAGCAAAGCCCCAAAAGCCCACAAGGCAACCAAAGAGCACCGAGAGCGCACACGUAAGGAUUCAGAGAGCAAGUCCACAUCCAGAGAAAGUGACCGUGAGAGUGGCAAGUCCUCACGAGACCAAUCAUCAUCUUCCUUUUCAAAGAAAGUCCCAGAUGGCAGAGGAAAAGAUGAGGGGAAAACUGUGCCCAAAGCAGCAUUUAAAGAGCCCAAACUCACAGUCAGAGAGUCCAAGAUGGAUGGCAUGUCUCCAAAAGGAGGAGGAACGGUGAUGGGCGCAGGGGGACAGCCGGACGCUCGUGUCCCGAGCAAGAGGCCAUUAUCUGCCACCGAGUCUCCAAAGCUGAGUACCAAGAAACAGAAGAGGAUAGGCUCUGAGGGCAUGAAGGGGCCUGUGAGUGGAAGCUACAGCAGCAACUCUCCCCGCAUUACCUCAACAACACCCUCCACACACCCCGAGAAGAAAACCCCUAAAGAUAAAAGCCACUGGCCAAAGAUGAAACCAGAGGUGCAGGAAGUGAAAAGGCAACCAGAAUCCGACGAAUCCAACUCUGAGGAUGAAGCCUCUUCCAAAUCAGAGCAGUCGGCUCCAUCCAGUCCAUCUAGUUCCAGCUCCAGCUCCAGCUCUGAUUCUGACUUUGAGCCGUCGCAGAAGCAAGGACAAGGGCCACUCAGUUAUAUGGUAGAGGAAAUGCGCUCUGAAGGCUCUGAUGAUGACAGCAGCUCUGAGGUUGAGACGCCCAUGAAGGCGACUCCACCUAACCAGGACUCUCGUUUAAGCAUGGACAGUGAGAGUGAUGGUAAUGAGGAGUCCCGUCCUCCCAGCCAGGAAGCCCCCUCACCUCUACCCAAACUCAGCUCAGCAAACCUCAAGAUGAUAGGAAAAAAGAGCCCCGAUUCUUGCACCCGCGAGAAAGUGCUCAAGAGGGGAUACGACAAGGUAGGAAGGGCUUAUACAGAGGAGCUUGUGGACCUCCAUCGCAGGCUGAUGGCUUUGAGAGAGAGGAACAUUUUGCAGCAGAUUGUGAACCUCAUAGAAAAGACUGGCCAUUUCAACAUCACCAAUACAACCUUUGACUUUGACCUGUUCUCCUUGGAUGAGUCAACUGUGCGUAAACUCCAGAGCUACCUGGAAGCCACAUCCACAUGACACAAGCUGCUCGGCCAUGAUUGUGUGUGAGAGAGAGGCCUCCAAACUGACUGGGGGCAGAGCGAAAGGUGUUGAAAGCAACAUAUAAAUGCACAGGAACAAACAACAACGAAAUGAGAAAACAAAAGAAACUUUAUACUGUACUAGAAAUAAGCAAAUGAAAGGACCAUGGGCAUAAAGGGGCGGUAUUCAGGGUUUAUCUAAUAACAGCACUGCGCAUUGCACUAAGAAUCAAACUGUUGGCACAAUACUGUCCAAAAUGGACAAGAUCUCGCAUAGGCACCGUGGAUGAGAUAAUGUAUUAGAAGUAGGUACAUUUCAAGGCUUGUUUUGCACCAAAGUUAUAACACUGGUGGAAAGGAUCCUUGGCUCGGGCCUUUAUGCAGGCAGCGGCGAUGACUGAAAGACUGUGUCCCCUCUCUACCCCUUCACUCUUCUGCACAGCGUGGUGGCCUGGAAAGAGCCCAACUAGAUCAAACCUUAUCGGUAUACUGUGUGCGUCUGCAUAGAUUUGUAGCCCCAUGUGUUGGAUAAAGUACAUACUGUCAAGCUUUGGUGAUAGAUGCUCCCUCGGAUCAGCUAAUAGGGAAAAACUAUCUGCCUUUGUAGUGCCUUUUUACAAUAUCAUGUUUUUAAUUAUAAUUGUUUGUGAGUCUCUCAUUGGUCUUCGGAUGAGCAAAAACGAUCUGUCAACAUUAAAAUGCCUGAAAUUGUCAUUCAAAGCCCUUUUAAACACGGUUUAAUACCUGUCCGGAGAGAACGUGAUAUGAGGGAACCGUUCUGCAUGUGUGAUCUGAGAAGGUCUUGUGCAUUAUUCUAUGUUUUUUGAUGGUCAGCAACAUGAAGUCAAUUUGUUACGCAUUUGAAGUUCUUUUUGUAGUUUAUUUAAGUAACUGUGCACUUUUUUUCUGGUCACUUCAGUGCUUUGUAAUUAUUUGAUAACUAUAUUUAUGAAUCUUUUUUUUUUUUUUUUUUAUAUUUUUUUAAUAUUGACUUGCAAAAAUGUACAGAUUUUUGUCAAUGUUUUUAAAUGCAUCUAUUGAAGUCAUAUUAUUGAUUAUUCAAUCACUCAAGAGAAUAUGCAGACGGAUUGAAAGGGGGGUGUUUUGGCUGUAUUCCAAUGGUGCGAUUGGAAAAAAAGAGUCUUCUGUUCACCUGAAGUAUUAUACAAGUGAAAAUGUAUUUGUGUCAGAUACGUAUUGUCUGAUGAUAUUGCUUUUUAAAAAGCAUACCUGCUUGACAUUUUAUUCUCUAUUGUCGAUUGCCAGUUACCCUUUUUGAUUCUCAAUAAUGUAUGGUUAUAAAGUAAACAAUGUUUUCAGUGAAACGUUUGUGGCAGAUGUAUGUUACAUCAUGGGAAAGUUUCAGUGAUCUGUGUUUGUGCAUGAUUGACAUGUGAAUAAUCACUUGCAGGAAUACGCAUUCAACAUUCACAACCCUAUACAUUUUUCAGCUAUCCUCAGGACUAUUGCAAAUACAAUAGAUGCUCAUAAUAAAUCCAAAAGCAUAAAACUUGAAGCGCAUGGUGAAAAUGUCUAGCAGGCCACUCUUUUUUCCAUGUUUGCUUCUCUGCCAUAAAAGUAGCAUAUUCAUAUCAAGGGGAAUGGGGUAAUUUACAGUGUUUAUGUAAAUAUGUAACAAUAUGCAUUAUAGGCUAUCAUAUUAUGGAAAGCUGAAAUUGUGGAAUCAUUAAAGAUCAUUCUCCGCUUAGUUUA
This is a messenger RNA of Carassius gibelio (silver crucian carp), 3609 nucleotides long. Its product is annotated as protein ENL-like. The coding region runs from base 170 to 1894 and encodes 574 amino acids. The record is from RefSeq and is a predicted model, not a curated record. The transcript is spliced from 12 exons. Gene Ontology annotation, biological process: regulation of DNA-templated transcription. Lineage: Eukaryota; Metazoa; Chordata; Actinopteri; Cypriniformes; Cyprinidae. Gene Ontology annotation, cellular component: super elongation complex.